AUGUAUUAUUUACGCAAAAAGGCCAAGAAUUUUCCAGUUGAUGGUCUGCGUAUUACUACUACUGACUGCCUAUUUGAUGACAAAAUCAGUGCGUUAUGGCAACAAUAUGUUAAGAAGAAUCAUGAUGUGUCAUGUAUAAGUUUGCGCAAUGCUGGACCUGAUUUUAUUUGUGGAAAAAAAAUUCUGUGCAAUACUCAUUGGAAGGAUGUGGAUGAAGUUCUUAUUCCGAUGAAUCUUGGUACACAUAAACAUUGGAUUUUGGGUCGCUUGGUUUUCAAGGAUAGAUGUAUCUACUUGUAUAACUCUUUGGAUUCUGCUUUAGCAAGGAAAAAUGGAUUAGAAGCGGCUGAGAAAUAUGCAGUUUUAUUACCACUAUUUUUUGCUUCUUUGGAUUUGUUUGCGCUUCGAAGUGACAUUGAUAUGACAUCUCCUGCUUAUCGAGAUAAAAAUCCAACUGAUGCUUUUCGUGUUAAAGUUGUAACUGGUCUUCCUAGCCAGUCAGAGAAUGAUUGUGGAGCAUAUGUUUUAGCCUUUGCGGAGUAUUUGAUACAGAAGAGACCUAUCCCAUCUGAUUUGAAUAUAGUCCAUCAUCGUGAUCGCAUUUCGUUUUUGCUUUAUGAAUAUGGCAUGAAGAAAAUGACUGAGAAUAUUGACAGUGGUGAAGAAGUUGAGCCCAAGAACAUGAAUCGGGAAUUGAAAAGACGUGGGAAGAAAAAGAUUGCAGAAUAAUGAAUGUAUUCAUUAUGGAUUUGUUGUUAGUCUGAUCAGACUUGUUAAUUUUAGUUUCUUUUUAGGUUUUUUUGUAUGUUUUUUGACAGCUUAACUGACUGCUUUAUUUUCUUAUGUCUUUAUGAA
This is a messenger RNA of Mercurialis annua (annual mercury), 855 nucleotides long. RefSeq lists its product as uncharacterized. NCBI's taxonomy places the organism in Eukaryota, Viridiplantae, Streptophyta, Magnoliopsida, Malpighiales, Euphorbiaceae. Bases 1 to 729 code for a protein of 242 amino acids. The transcript is spliced from 2 exons. The record is from RefSeq and is a predicted model, not a curated record. Gene Ontology annotation, biological process: proteolysis. Gene Ontology annotation, molecular function: cysteine-type peptidase activity.